Messenger RNA from Spodoptera exigua (beet armyworm), 9263 nucleotides. The record is from the annotation of a GenBank genome assembly. NCBI's taxonomy places the organism in Eukaryota, Metazoa, Arthropoda, Insecta, Lepidoptera, Noctuidae.
AAAUAUUGGCAAACUGAAGGACGAGGCUGUUUAAAGUAAAAAAGUAUGGUAAUGGAACGUUUUUUAGUCUAUGGUUUUUUAUUUGGUUUUUGGAAUUGACGAACAGUGUUUGCACUUUACAGAAAAAUUUAAUUAUGUUCCAUUAUACUACAUCAUAAACUGUAAUCAAAAGUGUAUUUGUGUUAUUAGUCUAGGGCCUAGUAGUAUAUGUGGAACGAGCUUAAAGCAAAGAAGCGUGCAAAUAAGAGCAGAUACGUGAAAUGGCUGCCGAAGUGCCUGUUUGCGAUUUAUUGAGUGAAGCAGUGGAAUAUAUGUCUAAACUUGGCGUUAAUUUACGGGACCGAUCUGAAAGCUUAUUGGAGAAAAGAAUCAAUAAUAAGAAGUUACGGAAUGCACAUGCAGUUUUGAAAGCAGCCGAAAAAGUUCUCCUUAUUUGUGAAUUGUCAAAAAAAUCACUCGCGAAUGUUGAAACCGGCGUUAAAAAAGUCUUAUCCAUUAUUGACGCAUCUCAGGCGCAAACAAACAGCGGCGAUGGCGGGAAAACGAGCAAUAACACAUUGGAUAAGUGUAAUGACAAUUUUUUUUACUUUGAAUAUGAAUCUUGCACGUUGCGAAUAUCUAAGAAAAUUUCAUUGAAACACUAUACGGAUGUCAAAGUUAUGGCAAAAAAGUUACCACUUUCCUUGCAUGAAAAAUAUCCAGUAUUUUAUAAUUGCAAACUCCAGAGAUCAAGAAAACAAUUACCAGGAAAACAAGGGGAUGAGAAUGAAGGCAGUUCUAGUAAAACAAUUUUAGAUAGCAAAGAUGAUGAAUCUCAAAAACUUCAAAGUUCAAAGACUUCAGAUGAAUCUGAUACAAGUACAAGUUUACAUGAUAUCUCAAAAAAGAAAAGGGUUCAUUCUGAUAAAAAUAAAUUGGUUGAAAACGAUGUUAUAGAUGCUUUGGAUUGUAUUGCACUGAAUGAUAAAUCAGACACUGUUCAAGACAACAAUGUUUCUAAUAGACAGGGAAGUAAUGAAAACCAUAAAGAUAGCAAUUUCAGUGAAGAUAUUGCAUUGUCUGAACUGAUUGAAUCCUUUGAGAAUGACGCAAAGGUUGAUGAAGACAAACCACAUAAUGAAGAACCCAAAGAGGGGAAAAAAGAUGCUAAAUUAAUAAGAAAGAAGUUUAGUAAAAUUAAGAUUAUUGAUGAUGAUAGCUCAGAGAAUGGAGAUAUUUCUAAGUCCACAGAUAAUGUCACUCACAAGAUAUCAUCAUCUGAUGAAGAAACUAAUAUAAAUUCAGAAAAGGAAAAUGAUGGGGAAUCAAAACUUAAAAAAAGAAAAUACAACAACAGUGAUGAGGACACAAACAAUGAUGAUGACUCAGACCACAAUUCUGCCAAAUCUGAAAAUAGUUCUAAACCCCUGAUAAGAUGUGUAAAUAUAUCUAAAUUACUUAAACCUGAUGCAUUAAAUUCAGGAACAAAUCAGCCAUCCAAUCAAAAACAAGCUAUAGAAAGUAAACCAUUAACAUCAAAACAGAAGGAAAUAGAUAAGAAUAAAAAUAACCAAUCUAAAGAUGACAUUAGUCAAAAAACUAGAAAGAUUACCUCUUUUUUUGCAAAAAAAUCAAGUGAUAAUUCAUUCUGGGUCCGUAAAAGAAAAGAGGUUCAAAAAUUCAAACCCAAACAGUUUACUGUAAAUAUUAAUAGAUUGCCUCAAUUUACAGACAAUUUCAUGCUUUCUUAUAAUUUAAAAAUAAUUACUCAUAAUAACAAAACUGUAUAUAAAGUAAAAGAAGUAAAUGACAAAGACUCUGAACAUUUAAAAAAGAAUAUUGAUGAAGUUAAAAAUGCCCUACUAAAUGAAUCAGGGUCAGAUACUGAAAACACCAUAUCAGACAUAGCUAAGAAAGUUCAAAAGUCACUUGUCAAUAAUUCCCAUUCUGAAACAAAAGAAAGGUCUUUAAAUGAUAAUAGAUCUUUAGAUAAUGGCGAUGAUGAUACCUUAUUAUCUGAAUCUAAUAAAGUAAAAGAGUUACUUCUGAAUGAUUCUGAUUCUGAAUUAAAAGAAAAAUCUUCAAAUAAUGAGCAUGAAACUAACUUUGAUAAUAUUGAUGAUACCUUGUUAGAUGAAGCAAGUAAGGCAACAGAAUCAUUUAUAAAUGAUUCUUAUCUCCAAUCAAAAGAACAAUUAGCAAAUAGUAGCAACAGUAAUUCUAAACACCAGGAAGAUGUAACAGAUAGUGCGGCUGUCAAAGAUGCACUUCUUAAUGACUCUGAUUCAUGCAGUGACAAAGUCUCUGCCCCUAUUGCCAAAGAUUCUGAUACCAUACUUGAGAAAGACGUGGCCAAGGAAAUUAAAGAAGCAUUGCUUAAUGAUUCAGAUUCUGAAAAAAAUGAAAGUACUCACCAUGUCACAAAUAAAGAUGCCAGGAAAAAUUAUUUUGACAUGUCACAAAAUGAAUCUGAAGCAAGUGAACACACUAAACAAAUUGCCAGUCAAGAUCCAGAAAAAAUAAAGUCAUCCCUGUUACAUGAUUCAUCUGAGAGUGGCACAAAAUCACCAUUUAUUACAGGGAAGAAAAAGAAAUUAAAAAAGCGCAAAAGAAAAAAUAGUGAAAGACGAGUUAGAAGAAAUAGAUUGCACUCAACAUCCAGUUCAGAAGACGAAAUUAAAAUAGAGUCUGAAAAGAGUACUCACAAGCCCCAUAGACGAAAAUCACAUACAUCGGAUUCCUCUUCGUCCAGUGAGGACAAUAGGAAAAAGAAGAGAAAAUCUGAUAGAACUGCUGACAAGCAUUCAGAUACUCGUGUUAGCAAGAUGGUACGUUCCAAAGCAAAACCCUGUGGAAGCAGCGGCCAGAACUCUGAUAAUCAAGAUGCAAGUGACAAAGAUAUUGAUGGACUGACAAAUCUGAAUACUUUAAACAAAAAACACCGACGGCGUGAUUCCUCGUCAACGAAUAAUACGGGCAGUCACAGUGGCGGGAAGAAGACUCUCACCAUCAAAACGGAGGGUAUGAAAGUAACGUACGAUGACCUAUUGUCUGCAGCUGCGACCAGUUCUGAAGUUUCCGAUGAUGAAAAUAUGCCCGAAGAAGAGUUGCCCACUGUACCAUCAGGCCUCAAUGGAGAUAGCAUUGCACAUUUAGCUAAAGAUGACUUACUGGGCGAGAGUGAUUCUUCAGUGUCCCAGAACGAAAAGAGACAGAGUGAGGCAGAGGAAACUCGCAAUGAAGAGGAAUCGGAGGAUGAAGAAAAUGUAAAAUUAAAACGGCAACGCAAGGCGAAUGCUAUAUCUUCGGAUUCUGAAGGUGCAGCUUCUCACCGCAAGCCAAAGGAUGAGGAUGUAAGAGUGAGUGACUUUGAAGACUCUGAGGACGAGAGUUCAGAGUCCAGAGAGAAGCGAUCAAAGCGAAAGAAGAAAGGAUCUGAGAGUGAUGCAUCAGGGGGUUCCAGUAAUGAAGGAGGCCAAAAGAAACGUCGGCGCAUAAAGCAAGUCAGGGACAGCGAUGGCUCUGGAUCUGACACAGAGAAUGAAGGGCGAAAUAAACAUGGCAGAAAGAAUAUACGUAAGGUUAUGGGUAAGAACCAGUUGGAGGAGGCCACUAAAAAGGCGGCGCGCGAAGAGAAAGAAAGGAUAGCUCGUAUUACAGAGAGACAGAAAUUGUACAACAACUUGGAAUUUGACGAGUCUGGCAAGCCGGAUGAGGUUGUUUUGGAAAAGGUGGUGUUAGAUUUCGACCCUGAAACUAAAGAACCACUGAUCGAAGUCGAUAGAGGACUUGUCAAGAAAUUGAAACCCCAUCAGGCUAACGGUAUAAAGUUCAUGUGGGACGCGUGCUUUGAGAGUGUGAAACGCAUCAAGAAGGACAAAGGGUCUGGGUGCAUCCUAGCGCACUGUAUGGGUCUUGGUAAAACUCUACAAGUAAUAUCUCUGACGCAUACUUUGCUAACCCAUGGGACACUAACGGGCGUGAACCGCGUGUUGGUAGUAUGUCCUCUGUCCACUGUCCUUAACUGGGUCAACGAGUUCAAAAUGUGGCUCAAGCACGCACACUCCGAGUUCGAAGUCGACGUUUACGAGUUAUCGAGGUACAAACAGAACUCGGAGCGAGCGUUCCAACUGCAGCAGUGGUUCGAAGGUGGCGGCGUGUGCGUACUAGGAUACGAAAUGUUCCGAAACCUUUCCGCCGACAACAACAAGAAGUUCAAGAAAAAGAUGCUACGGAGCUUCCAGGAGAGCCUUGUUGAUCCAGGACCGGACUUGGUGGUGUGUGAUGAAGGGCAUUUGUUAAAGAACGAGAAGACCAGUCUGUCGCAAUCUAUGAACAGAGUGAAGACACGACGUCGCAUCGUCCUCACCGGCACGCCGCUACAGAACAACUUGAAAGAAUACUACUGCAUGGUACAAUUCGUGAAGCCGAACCUAUUGGGAAAGUACAAUGAGUACUUGAAUCGUUUCGUGAACCCUAUCACCAACGGUCAGUACACUGAUUCGACUGAACAUGACAUCAAGGUCAUGAAGAGACGGUCGCACGUAUUACAUAAAAUGCUCGAUGGAGCUGUUCAGAGGAGGGAUUACGGGGUGCUGGCGCCUUUCUUACCUCCGAAACACGAGUACGUGCUAUUCAUAACUCUAUCGGACGUGCAGGUUAAACUGUACCAAUUCUACUUGGAUAACUACUCUAGAAGGCCUCUACCUGGUAAAUCUUCUGGAUUCCUGUUCCCUGAUUUCCAAUCGCUACAAAGGAUAUGGACACAUCCACUUGUACUCAAAUAUAACUCUGAAAGAUACGAAAUUAUGCAACAGAAAAAGAGGGAGAGAGAAGAAGAAGACUCUGAAGGAUCAUUAGUAGACUUUAUAGAUGAUGAUUCUACUCCAGAGGAAACUUCAACGGAAGAGUCGUCGGAUGACCUGUCAGAUAUGAGCGAUGACAGUCGAAAGAAGAGUAAGAAGAAGAAUAAGGGAAAGAAAAAUAAGGCUAAAGACUCCAAGGUGGGGACGCGGCGAGGGACCAGGGCCAACCCAGUGGAAGCGGAUGAGGACGAUCCUGACGUGGCUGAAGUAGUUGAAGUGAGGAACGAGAACCCGACGGAGUGGUGGAUCAAGUUGGUAGAGGAGGAGGAACUCGAUGACAUGCGCAAUUCUCACAAACUUGUUCUACUGUUCGACAUCCUGCGCCAGUGCGAAGCUAUUGGGGACAAACUGUUGGUGUUUUCGCAGUCGCUGUAUUCUCUAGAUCUGAUAGAGCACUUCUUAGGCAAAGUCGAUGAAGCGACACAGGAAGGACGUAUCGACGAGAAACUCGGAGGACAUGUCGGUUCAUGGGCACCCGGCGUAGAUUACUUCAGACUGGACGGGUCUACAUCGUGUGAGAACAGAUCUAUUUGGUGUAAAAAUUUCAAUAGAGAAGAUAAUCCGAGAGCUAGGUUAUUCCUUAUAUCGACUCGUGCGGGAGGCCUGGGCAUCAACCUGGUGGCUGCCAACCGAGUGGUUAUCUUUGACGUGUCGUGGAACCCCUCACAUGAUGUCCAAAGUAUAUUCAGGGUCUACCGGUUUGGACAGAAGAAACCUUGCUAUAUCUACAGAUUUUUGGCUAUGGGUACAAUGGAGGAAAAGAUCUACGAACGUCAAGUGACGAAGCAGGCGAUCUCGAAGCGAGUUAUAGACGAGCAACAGAUCGACCGGCACUACGCCGAGAACGACCUCGCCGAACUGUACAAGUUCGAGGCUAGGCCGGAUGAGCCACGCCCUAUUCCCGCCCUUCCUAAAGACAGACUCUUUGCUGAAAUGCUCAGAGAACAUGAGGCUCAGAUUUACAAGUACCACGAGCACGAUUCUCUGCUGGAAAACAAGGAGGAAGAGACUCUGAGUGAAGAGGAGCGGAAGGCGGCCUGGGAAGACUUUGAAAACGAGAAGAAUAGGCCACCACCAGCGCCCUUCCCGUCUGCCUGGCCCAUGCACAAUGGAAUGAUGCCGGGGCUACUGGCGGCGCAGCAGCAACAGCUGGCGUACGCAGCGCUGGCCGCCAUGAUCCGCAAGGACAUGCCUAACAUCAACGACAACCAGAUCCGGGACAUGCUGCCACUUAUAUGCAACUCUAAUCCAGGGAUGAUGCAGAAAAUGUCUGAACUAUACAAGUAUGCACCGCCAAGCAUGAUGAAUCCUGGUAUGAUGAAUGCUGUUAUGAAUACUGGCGGGGCGGCGGGCGCGGGCGCGGGCAGCGCGGGCAGCUCGCUGCAGUACGAGCCGCCCUGGCAGCGCCAGCAGCAACAACAGCACCACAUGCGCCUGCAGCAGCUCAUGCAGCAAAACCAAAUGGGUGCGAAGAUCUACGCGGGUGGACUCGGUAGCCGCGACCCCGUAGCCAUGGCGCUGCAACAACAACGCUCGCGCGAAAUCCUCAUGGGAGGCUCUGGUAGACCUCGCGGCCGUCCGCCUCUCGCCGCAAGACCCCACCCGCCCACAUCCGCACAAGAUGUCGUCAACCUCGACUCAGACUAGACGGUAGGAGAGGUGUAAAGUGGACCGAAUGUGUACAGUGAACGAUUAAUAGGUGCUACACUGCUAUAUGGAGUGGGUGUCGUCGCCGUAGACUGGCCGGCCGAAACAGUUGUUGUUGGACGGUUUUCUCCGGCCGACCGAGUCCACUGCGCACUACACAUGAGGUAAUCAUCUGGCCAAAAUACAGUGAUAUUUUGGAGUGUUAGCUCCAUAAAUGUAGCUUUUCGCCUUGAGGCUUGCGCUCUUAACGCUACAUAUCAAGAAUCUCAGUAUUUUAUUUGUAGUUCUGAACCUUUUAGACAUUAGCCAUGUAAUGUCCAUUUAAUUUCCUGAUGAGAAUAAGUGGUGUUCUCAUAUUGAAGGAAUACCAUUGUUUCGGUUAAUUCAACAACAGCGGAAGCCUAAGGCGUAAUUAGUAAAUGAUAAGACGCACAAGUUUGGUCAUAUUUUAAGCUACAACAUAUAAGUAGAUGUGCUCGCUCUUGAAAUGUGACACUUGUGCCUGUGGGAGUUAACAUUCUAUGCUUUCUGACACUAUGUGUGAGGAUCAUGUAAGGUACUGUCGAACAAACGAAGCAUCCUAAGAAAACUUCUGGAUGUGUAUCCUAUUUUUAUUGUUGAUUCAUGAGUUAAAUCAGUGAUUUGAUAUAAAAUAUUAUAUAAAUUUGAUAUAUAUUUGUUUAGUACAUUUGCAAUAGUAGUCUGCAGGUGUUCAAAUACUACAGCUGUUAAAUCUAUUUUAUAGCCACACGUUUUGGGCUUAUGUAUGUUAAACAUGUUCAUACUUAUCGGCAAAUAAUAUUUUGUGUAUGUAUUUGGUAAUUAUUUAGAAGCUCUCAUAGGAUGCUUCAGGUGUCAGUUUGGUAAAUUUUAACUAUAUCUCUCAGUACAGGAAAUUAGCAUAAGUUAUAAUGUUUGUAGUUAGAAAACUUCUGUGUGUUUAACAUAGUAGUGAUCGCGAGAGUGCGCACGGAAAUGUAUGACCGUACACUAGUAGGAGUCGUGAGCAAAUGGAGUUCUCAUCCCAUCUGUAAUGAACUCAUGCGGCAAGUCAACGUCGAGAUGUAUUAAUUGUUCGGCGCAUAGCAUGUAUCUACUCGAGAUUCACAACCUGUACUCCAUUUGAUCAUUAUUCUGUGAAAAGCACCCACUAUGUAAACAAUAUAGUGAUAAUAUAUUACUCUACAUGUAGUUACUACAACACCAACUUAAUUAAAGUGAAUGUUAUUGAUUGGUUUAUGUAUAUUUAACUAAUAACUUGGACUGUAAAAUUAGGAACUAGAUUUCAAUAUACAUAUUAUCAACUCUGCACAUAAACCAUUAGUAACAUUGAUGUUCAAUUUUAAGAUUAGAGAAAUAUUAUUUUGGUGAUGUUUUUUAUCACAUGUUUUGCUACAGUGGUAAAUUCAAUUUUAAAUCAGAUCUGUUUUAAUAUCAUCUUAGCUAUUAUGAAGGUAAUUUAAGUUGAUACAAACUAUAUGAAAAUGAAGACGACAUUAUCAAUAAGCUGGUUUCAUACACCUAGUUGUUACUUUGGUAGGGCUUGAAGUUUAGAGUAUUUAUUUCCAAAUAUAUUUGAUUCCAUUCAAUACUAUGAUUUAAGAGUUGGAAUAAUUGUAUACUAGGUCUGCUCAUGAAACAUUUGUUAUUAUUGGUGAAAUGUUUACUAGAAAAUCUUAUGGGAACCAAUAUUUGUGUUUUGGGCUUAGCAAUUCUAUAUUGUUUAUAACUGUGUACCCACAUUGCAUUGUAAUCAUAGUGCAGUUUGACUGUGUUUUUAUGUGCAAAUACUUUAUUUACUGACCCUAGUACAUCACAGUGGGACUAUUUAAGUGAUGUUUAUGUGACUGUAUUUAUUUGCCUGCCGUUGAACAGGUGGUUUAGUUGUGAUAUUGCCUAAUAUUAAAUUUUUGUAUACGUUUAUUUUAAUCAAGUCACUAAUGUGACUUUAAUAUUAGAUCCAACAUCUAUAGCGAUAUAUUAUUUUAGAUUACAUUAAUGUACCUAUAGCGUAACAUGGAAAACGUAGUGCAUUUUGUGGACUCUGUUUUAUGACAAAUUCUCGUUGUUUUAUUAUAAUUUUGGAUUAUUUUACAGAUUUUCUAUGCUUAGAAUGUUAUUUAUACUUAUAAUAAACAAUUAUAUUAAUAAAUGAGCAGUAUUUCAGUUAGUUGUAAGAACAUGUUAUACUUAUCUGGUUUAAAUCCAUCUCUUUAUUUUACCAUAUAAGCAUCUAUGAAUUUAAAAAUUUACGAGUGGCGUACAUGCAAUAAAUUCCAGUAUAUCACAAAAAUUGUUUAUUUAAAUCCAACUUUUUAAUCAUAUUUUUAUAAUUUUCUCUGGCAUGCUCUUGUUAUAAUAUAUGUAAUUGAUACUUGAAUAUGUAAUUGUCAUUUUUGAGUUUUUGAUAAUUUAAUAUUGUUUAAUAUUUUGUAAUUGAUAUUAGAUAACAGAAUACUGUUGUUAUUUCUGUUGAAAGUUUCUAAAUCAAUAUAUCUUGGAUGCUGAAAUGGUAAAGCGCUGAGAUGGGAGUAAAACCAAAUUAUCCUGUAUCAUCGCACAGCCCUAUAGUUUAUUUUUGUUUUUUAUACUACUAUCUAGCAAUAGUGUUGCUACAUGAAUAUUGUGAGGUUGCUACACGAGUGAGGACUGCUGUAAUUGUUCUAUUAUUUAUGUAAUAUAUAUAUACAUAUAUAUAUAAUUGUAACUGUAGAGAACUUCCUAUUAUUUUGUAGUACAAUCAAAUAAUAAUAAAUAAUUCAGAAAUGUGUA